CUAGAGCGUGCCCAAAUCCGUUAGUCGCCUGCUCUGGUUCAGCUCGAAGCCAUGGCGGGACCUGGGGGUUGGAGGGACAAGGAGGUCACUGAUCUGGGCCACUUGCCGGAUCCAACUGGAAUAUUCUCCCUGGAUAAAACCAUUGGCCUUGGUACUUAUGGCAGAAUCUAUUUGGGACUCCAUGAAAAAACUGGUGCAUUUACAGCUGUUAAAGUGAUGAAUGCUCGUAAGACCCCUUUACCUGAAAUAGGAAGGCGAGUGAGAGUGAAUAAAUAUCAAAAGUCUGUGGGGUGGAGAUACAGCGAUGAGGAAGAGGAUCUCAGGACUGAACUCAACCUUUUGAAGAAGUACUCUUUCCACAAAAACAUUGUGUCUUUCUACGGUGCCUUUUUCAAGCUGAGCCCUGCUGGCCAGAGGCACCAACUUUGGAUGGUGAUGGAGUUAUGUGCAGCAGGCUCAGUCACUGAUGUAGUGAGAAUGACCAGAAAUCAGAGUUUGAAAGAAGAUUGGAUUGCUUAUAUCUGCAGAGAAAUACUUCAGGGCUUAGCUCAUCUUCAUGCACACCGUGUAAUUCACCGGGACAUCAAAGGUCAGAAUGUGCUAUUGACUCAUAAUGCUGAAGUAAAACUAGUGGAUUUUGGAGUGAGUGCCCAGGUGAGCAGAACUAAUGGUAGGAGAAAUAGCUUCAUUGGGACACCAUACUGGAUGGCACCUGAGGUGAUUGACUGUGACGAAGACCCUAGACGCUCCUAUGAUUACAGAAGUGAUGUGUGGUCUGUGGGAAUCACUGCUAUUGAAAUGGCUGAAGGAGCUCCUCCGCUGUGUAACCUUCAGCCCUUGGAAGCCCUCUUCGUUAUUUUGCGGGAAUCUGCUCCCAAAGUCAAAUCCAGUGGAUGGUCUCGCAAGUUCCACAACUUCAUGGAAAAAUGCAUGAUAAAAAACUUCUUAUUUCGUCCCACUUCUGCAAAUAUGCUUCAUCACCCAUUUGUUCGGAACAUAAAAAAUGAAGGACAUAUUAUUGAGUCACUAAAGAAGCAUCUUACUGGAAUCAUUAAAAAGAGACAGAAAAAAGGAAUACCUCUGAUCUUUGAAAGAGAAGAAGCUAUUAAGGAGCAGUACACCAUGAAAAGAUUCAGAGGACCUUGUUGUACCCAUGAGCUUCUGAGACUGCCUACCAGCAGUAGAUGCAGACCACUUAGAGUCCUGCAUGGAGAACCCUCUCAGCCAAGGUGGUUACCUGAUCAAGAAGACCCACAGGUCCAGGCACUCCAGCAACUACAGGGAGCAGCCAGGGUGUUCAAACCACUACAGGCUCAGGGCAAUGCACCUAGGUCUCUACAAGGGCGAGCCCAGGCACCUCAGCGACUACGAGGGGCAGCUCAGGUGUUCAUGCCACUACAGGCUCAGGUUAAGUUUAAAAAGUCUAGGCCCCUACAGAUGCAGAUUAAAGCACCUCCCCGACUACGGAGGGCAGCCUGGAUGCUCAUGCCACCACAGGCUCAGGCUAAGGCACCUAGGCCUCUUCAACUACGGGCCCAGGUACCCAAAGACCAGCAAGCUCAGGCUCAGCCUCAAGCAUCAGAAGAGCCACAGGAUCUGGACCAGGUACCAGAGGAAUUUCAGGGGCAAGAUCAGGUACCUGAACAACAACAAAGGCAAGGCCAAGCCCCUGAACAACAGCAAGGGCAGAACCAGAUACCUGAACAGCAGCUGGAGCAGAAUCAGGUACCUGAACAGCCAGAGGUACAGGAACAGGCUGCUGAGCCCACACAGGCAGAAAGUGAGGCAGAGGAACCAGAGUCAUUACACAUACAUGCCCAGGUGUUCUUGCCUCUGCUGUCACAGAACCACCAUGUGUUGCUGCCACUACAUUUGGAUACUCAGGUGCUCAUUCCAGUAGAAGGACAAACCAAAGAGUCACCUCAGGCACAAGCCCAGGCACCAGAGCCCCCACAGGCAGUUGGCUCAGUUCAAGCACUGAUAGAGGGACUAUCAAGAAACUUACUUCGAGCUCCAAAUUCACAUAACUCAAAGCCACUUGGACCACUGCAAACCCUGAUGGAAAACUUGUCAUCAAACAUGUUUUACUCUCAACCAGAACAGGCACAGAAGAAAAAAUCAAAGGUUUCUAGUCUAAGGCAGGCAUUGGCGAAAAGAUUAUCACCAAAGAGGUUCCGGGCAAAGUUAUUACGGAGACCUGAAGAGUUUGAGCUCUCAGAUUUAGAAGCCUGCAGGCGAAGGCGCCAACGCAGAUGGGAGGAAAUCUUUAAUCAACACGAGGAAGAACUGAGACAAGUUGCAAGUGACAAAGAAGAUGAAUCAUCAGACAAUGAUGAAGUAUUUCAUUCAAUUCAGGCUGAAGUCCAAGUAGAACCAUUGCAGCCAUACAUCCGAAAUCCUGAAGGAAAUGAGAUUGAAGAAAGAUCUACUUCUUCACCUUAUAACCAGGAUCAUGCACACCAUGUGAAGUUCUCUUCAAGUGUUCCUCAGCAGUCUCUUUUGGAACAAGCUCAGAAGCCCGUUGAUACCAGACAAAGGAGUUCGAAAUAUCCUCAGAAUUGCCCAGCAACAUCAGAAUCUUCCAAGGAAGAGAGUCCAGUGACUGGGAGAAGGUCCCAGUCAUCACCUCCUUAUUCUACAAUUGAUCAGAAGUUGCUGGUUGAUGUCCAUGUUCCAGAUGGAUUUAAAGUAGGAAAAAUAUCACCUCCCGUUUACUUGACAAAUGAAUGGGUAGGUUAUAAUGCACUCUCCGAAAUCUUCCGGAAUGACUGGUUAACUCCCGCACCUUUCGCUCAGCCACCUGAAGAAGAUGGUGAUUAUGUUGAACUCUAUGAUGCUGGUACUGAUACUGAUGGUGAUGAUGAUGAUUCUAAUUAUGAGCAUGAAGGUACCUAUGACCAUGGCAAUGGCAAUGGCAAUGAUGCCUUGGAUAACCAGGUUGGCCAGGCUAAUGAUGUUGGUGAAGACUAUGAUGAUGAUGACAAUGAUGAGGCUGUUGAUGACAAAGACAAUAAUCAUAAUGAUGCUCCUAGUUGGCCAAGGUCAAGUUAUGGCAGAGGUGGAAGCUGGAAGCAAAAUGGUAGAGAUGGAGAUGAUGGAGGAGAAGGAGCCUACAGCAGCUAUGGAAGCCAGAGAACCAGUAGAAGCUAUGUAGGAUAUGCAGCCAGUGGGGACAAUACAGUAAUUGGAGAUCAUGAAGGAGAUAGAGCCAAUAUAGAAAGUUGGAAAAGAAGCAUGGAGGGUAAUGGAGGGAGGGGAGUCUGUGAAACCAAUGAAGAGAGUGAAGUCCUUGAACUCAAUGAAGGAGAUACUUGCUCAGAGAGAGAUGGUCUAGGUUUGGAGAGACCAGCAUCCCAGGACUUUGAACAUCAACAGAAGGAGUCAGUUGGUAGAAGUGAGAUCUCAAACGCCAUUGCCUCAGGUGCUGGACCCGCAGAACCUGAUGAUGAGAAUGACAGUAUAGACAUAUCUGAAGCAUCAACAGAAUUAGGUUUUUCUGCCAGCCACUCAUCUCCUUCCAGCAUUUCUGGGACGGCUGCAAAUGCUGAGUUUGCCAGUGCCAUCUUAUGUGCUGGAUUAGUGGAAGUACCUGAGAAAUCACCUAAGAAAACCUCUGAAGUCAAUGUCAACCCACUAUAUGUUUCUCCUGCAUGUAAAAAACCACUAAUCCACAUGUAUGAAAAGGAAUUCACUUCUGAGAUCUGCUGUGGUUCAUUGUGGGGAGUGAAUUUGCUGUUGGGAACCAGAUCUAAUCUGUAUCUUAUGGACAGAAGCGGAAAGGCAGAUAUUACAAAACUUAUAAAGCGAAGACCAUUUCGUCAGAUUCAAGUUGUAGAGCCACUCAAUUUGCUGAUUACCAUCUCCGGCCAUAAAAACAGACUUCGGGUGUAUCAUUUGACCUGGCUGAGGAACAAGAUUUUGAAUGAUGAUCCAGAAAGCAAAAGAAGACAAGAGGAAAUGCUAAAGACAGAGGAAGCCUGCAAAGCUAUUGAUAAGCUGAAAGGCUGUGAACACUUCAGCGUUCUCCAACAUGAAGAAACAACAUACAUUGCAAUUGCUUUGAAAUCAUCAAUUCACCUUUAUGCGUGGGCACCAAAGUCCUUUGAUGAAAGCACUGCUAUUAAAGUAUGCAUUGAUCAAUCAGCAGACUCCAAAGGAGACUACAUGUCCUAUGAAGCUUAUAUACGAAUACUGGCAAAAAUACAGGCAGCUGAUCCAGCGAACCGUUUUAAGAGACCAGAUGAGCUCCUUCAUUUGCUGAAGCUCAAGGUAUUUCCAACACUCGGUCAUAAGCCAGUGACAGUUGACCUAGCUAUUGGUUCUGAAAAAAGACUAAAGAUUUUCUUCAGCUCAGCAAAUGGAUAUCACAUCAUUGAUGCAGAAUCUGAGGUUAUGUCUGAUGUGACCCUGCCAAAUAACCCCCUGGAAAUCAUUAUACCACAGAAUAUCAUCAUUUUACCUGAUUCCUUGGGAAUUGGCAUGAUGCUCACCUUCAAUGCUGAAGCCCUUUCUAUGGAAGCAAAUGAACAACUCUUCAAGAAGAUCCUUGAAGUGUGGAAAGACAUUCCAUCUUCAGUAGCUUAUGAAUGUACACAGAGAACCACAGGAUGGGGCCAAAAGGCCAUUGAAGUUCGCUCUUUGCAAUCAAGACUUCUGGAAAGUGAAUUGAAACGCAGGUCGAUUAAGAAGCUGAGAUUUCUGUGUACCCGAGGUGACAAGCUAUUCUUUACCUCUACCCUGCGCAAUCGCCACAGCCGGGUUUACUUUAUGACCCUUGGAAAACUUGAGGAGCUCCAAAGCAAUUAUGAUGUUUAAAAGAUCCAAUGAUUGAUUACAACAUUUACAAACAUCAUAAAUAUGCAAUUUGCAUCUUAAAAUUUCUGAGAUUAAAUGAGCAGUUUUAUUAGGUAAAAAUUAAAUCAGAUACUUUACUUUUAAUGUAGCACAGAAUAGUUCUAAUGAGAAAUGCAGCUUUAUAUAUAAAAUUAACUAUAGCAAGCUCUACGUACUCCAAUGGUGUACAAUAUCUUUUGCACAAACUUUGUAACUUUUGUUACUGUGAAAUCAAACAUUAUUCUUUGGACAGUUUGGACAGUAUCUAUAUUCAGAUUUUAUAACAUAGAGUAAAGAUACCUGUAAUGAGUUAGAUUUUGAGCAGCUUUCAAAAGAAUUGGCACUGAAUGAGCUUUUUCAGAAAAAAUAAAAGUAGCAAAGAACCAUAUAGGAAUUUGCAAAGUCAUAUAAAGAACUAAAGGUUAGAUUAUGAAAUGAAAAUAGUAAGGACUAUGCUAUAAAUCAGACUAAGGCUGAGCAACCUAUAUGCCUGUAGAAAACUACAGUGAAAAAGGGAGGAAAGGCCACCUAUUUUCUCAUUGCUUCAUGACAGUUAAGCCCACAGUUAGAGAUCAGUUGUGUUCUUUUCACCGAAUGUUAAGCUGGUUUUCUCCCGAUAAGAAGAAAGGAAAAAAACCUCAGAUGCUUUAUUUCCUCAGAAUCCCCAAAGAUGUGCAAUAGCUUUUUAAAACCACCAAAUAAUACACUUGCAAGCCUGAAUACAGGACUGAACUCCUAUACACAUGUACUGUAGAAUUAGUUUGUUGUUUUAUUUUUUAAUACUUUAAUGUAGGCAUCAAAUUCUACCCCCAAGAACAGAUUGGUUAAUUUAUCAAAAUUCUUAUCUGGUCAACAAUUUGACCAUCAAACAACAUUAAAUAUUUUCCCAAUCCCAUAUUAAAUUAUCUGAAAAUUUCCCUUCAGGUAUUAAAAAAAUAUAACAACAAAAAACUUUGGCUGCUAAAAAUUUGUGUUUUUUUAAAAAAUAUUUUUAUUUCUGUACAAUUGGAAAUUAAUCUAAAGUGAUGAGUCCACAUGUAAGGACUUAAUGUUUGAGGUAAAAAAUGAAAAGAUUUUGAAAAAAUAAAACUGAUCAGAUACCAAAAUCCACAAAUUUAGAGUACUGAAAAUCAUGCUAGUUUAUCAUCCAUAUAUGUUAUAGAAGCCAUGCAUAGGUGGUUUUUGGUCACCUAUGGUAACUGCUACCUGGUGAAAAGCAUAAUUUCUGCAUAUCCAUCCUCAUACCAUGGUUAGUUCUGGGGCAAUAGAGAGACAACAGAACUACCACAAAGUAUACCUCAGUAUAAUUCCUCUAGCCUGCUUCUCAAAUCUGAAGACAGUGCUAGUGGGAUCAUAAUUUUCAAACUACCUGGUUAGGCAAAAUACAAAAGCAGCUGACUAUGUGUGAUUUCAUGAUAGCAUGUUAUUUUCUUGGCACCUUAGUGCCAGGAAUGAUGAUUUGGAUUUUCCUAACAACUUAUAUCAAGAGUUUUUAGUAGCUCAAUA
Miniopterus natalensis is the source of this 6339-nucleotide messenger RNA. NCBI's taxonomy places the organism in Eukaryota, Metazoa, Chordata, Mammalia, Chiroptera, Miniopteridae. The record is from RefSeq and is a predicted model, not a curated record.